AUGGGUUUCUUUCGAAUCGACCUUCUUGCUCUAUGGCUUCUCUUACUCCGUAUGGCGAUAGCCGUCGCCCCAGUACCAACCAAAGACGGAUAUUGUUUCAAAUACAUCAUCCAGGGUUAUGAUACCUGCGCACGGAUUGCCAAAGCACACGAUAUCACCGAAGCCGACAUCGAAAGCUUCAAUAAAAACACCUGGGCAUGGCUCGGAUGCAGACAGCUCUACCAGGGUGACUUUAUCUGUCUCAGCGCCGGCAAACCUCCAAUGCCAAUGGCUCUUCCUCAAGCCACCUGCGGUCCACAAGUUCCUGGAACAACACGUCCAGCCAAAUGGGCCGACCUCGCCGGCAUGAACCCAUGUCCUGAUUCGAAAUGCUGUGCUUUCUGGGGCCAAUGCGGUGUCUCCGAUCUAUAUUGCCAAAAUUACCGUGCACCGACAGCCGGCCCUACAGCCACCGUGAAAGGAGCGACAGAGGCUCCGAAAUCAAACCCUACUGGUAAUGCAAAGGGAACCGGGGACAAGGAAUCUCCCAACAAAGACACGGGCUCAAAAUCUACCAAAUCCGACUCCAAAUCCAACACUACCAAAGACAACACUAACAAGGCUACGAAAAUCACAACAACCACCAAAAAACCAACUACCACAAAAGCAAAAUCAGCCCCGGAACCAAGCGUGUCCCAAUACGAAUGGAAAGCACCGUGGGAAAUCACGAUAUACAGCAAAGCCGGCUGCGAGGGUGACUACUAUCACCUCGAGGGCUAUAACAAAGAAUUCCUCGAUGACAAGGGCUGUCUGGCACUCCAGGGUGGUAUAAACAGUAAGUUCACCGAGACGGGCGUGACGUGUAAAUGGUGGACGGAGGAUGGGUUUACGUGGAGUGGUUGUGAUACGAGUAAGCUGAAGAAACCUGAAUCGUGGGUUCUUAAGAAUGGGUAUUGUGGUAUCUUCACUAAGGCUGAUUGCGAUUGCUUUGACAACUGGGAGAUGUAUUAUAAGUCGGAAGGAUGUCAUAAUAGGACGGGCAUUGAUCCGCCUACUUUUGCUGCUUUGCAGUGUUCGAUUAAUGGACACCAAUAA
Molecule: messenger RNA, 1074 nt
Organism: Penicillium mononematosum
Lineage: Eukaryota; Fungi; Ascomycota; Eurotiomycetes; Eurotiales; Aspergillaceae
Product: LysM peptidoglycan-binding domain-containing protein
Exons: 2
Coding region: 1-1074 (357 amino acids)
Molecular function (GO): chitin binding
Source: RefSeq, a predicted model, not a curated record